UUUAUCCGUUUAAAAUCAAACUAAAUCCUAGUAAAUAUCUACAAAUAUUAAAAACUGAGGUAAUAUCCUACUUAGUUACAAAAGUAAAGUUCCUAACAAAUAUUUGUUUAUUGAUAACACAAUGAUCAUAGCUGUUGCGGGGGAUAGUGAUUGCGUCUGCCGACCUGACCCCGGCGUGAUUCGAGAUAAAUCUCAACAAACAACAGGUCAUUCAGCUGUCGACAGCUGUUCGGGACACACUGUGCUACUCAUGAAGACUGAGGAACGUCGCGUGGAACAAGAAAGUCAGGACAAAAAUAUAAAUUUUACUAAUCCAAGCCCAAGAAUGCCGAACAUCAAGGUUUUCACCGGGAGUUCUCAUCCGGACCUCGCACAAAAAAUUGCGUCACGACUCGGGCUAAAUAUUGGAAAAGCUACCACUAAGAAGUUCAGCAAUAAAGAAACUAAUGUGGAAAUCGGCGAAUCAGUACGAGGAGAAGACGUCUAUAUUGUCCAAAGUGGUUGUGGUGAAAUCAACGACAAUCUAAUGGAGUUAUUUAUCAUGAUCAACGCUUGCAAAAUUGCAUCAGCAUCAAGAGUCACAGCUGUAAUCCCAAGUUUCCCUUACUCGAGACAAGACAAGAAAGAUAAAAGUCGAGCUCCAAUCACAGCCAAACUUCUCGCUAAUCUUACAUCGGUCGCAGGCGCAGACCACGUAAUUACAAUAGAUCUACAUUCUUCUCAAAUCCAAGGCUUCUUUAACAUACCCGUGGACAACCUUUACGCUGAGCCAGCUAUCACAAAAUGGAUAAAGGAAAACAUUCCAGAUUGGAAAAGCAGUGUGAUGGUUUCUCCAGACGCGGGAGGUGUUAAAAGAAUGACAGGAAUUGCCGAUAGACUCGACAUUGAUUUCGCUAUCAUCCAUAAAGAAAGUAAGAGAACUAUAGAUGGAGAUUCAACAGUUCUGGUCGGUGAUGUAAGAAACCGUAUUGCAAUAAUGGUGGAUGAUUUAGCAGACACUUGUGAUACUAUCAUCAAAGGUGCGGAGAAACUGCGUGAAGCGGGCGCCAGUAAAAUCUACGCUAUAUUGACUCAUGGUGUUUUGGCUGGGAAUGCUAUAGAAAAAAUCAACUCUUCGUGUUUGGAAGCGAUUGUUGUGACGAAUACCAUCCCACAAGAUAGGCACAUGAAAAUCUGUCCGAAACUGCAAACGAUCGACAUUUCUGUGAUGUUGGCAGAAGCAAUAAGACGCAUACACUACGCGGAAUCAGUAUCGUAUUUGUUCACCAAUGUGCCUUAUUAAACUGUAGUCAAUUCUAUUCAAACCUGUGCUGAAUAGAAAGACACAAUCAAUUUUAAUAGCGUCCAUUUGAUUAUAUUUUUAUUGUAUUUUAAAACUCAUAUCAACGAUUGAAAGAAGUAAUCUGUUUAUAAUGGCA
Messenger RNA from Plodia interpunctella (Indianmeal moth), 1418 nucleotides. Its product is annotated as ribose-phosphate pyrophosphokinase 2-like. The record is from RefSeq and is a predicted model, not a curated record. Gene Ontology annotation, molecular function: magnesium ion binding; ribose phosphate diphosphokinase activity; ATP binding. Lineage: Eukaryota; Metazoa; Arthropoda; Insecta; Lepidoptera; Pyralidae. The coding region runs from base 122 to 1282 and encodes 386 amino acids. The transcript has a single exon. Gene Ontology annotation, cellular component: ribose phosphate diphosphokinase complex; cytoplasm. Gene Ontology annotation, biological process: ribonucleoside monophosphate biosynthetic process; 5-phosphoribose 1-diphosphate biosynthetic process; purine nucleotide biosynthetic process.